GGCAUUGCAUCACUCUUCAUAAUGUGCAUAUUCUUUGGAUUCGCUUGCCUGAACGCAACGUUGAUAUGUGUGGCCUGCAGUCAGCUGGAGAAACUCAGAGCGGCCUUACUGGACAUCAGACAGACACAUCUCACAUCACAACAGGAAUGUGGGGCAGAGACCAACAAAAAGGAUGGAGAGGGACAUCCCCUCACCCCUGAGGAACUGUUCGGUCACAUGCAAAAACAACUCAACGACUGCAUUCGGCACCACCAACAGAUAAAACGAUACUUGGAAGCACUGGAAAAUACACUGAACCUUCCGCUGUGGGGAGUAUUUCUGAUUUCCUUAUCAACUAUGUGCACUGUCGCCUUCUCCGUCGUCACGAGCUGGGGAGACCAUACAGAUGUAUCACAGUCUAUGAUAAUAUACUUAAUGGUGGCAGGUACCGUGUAUGAAAUUUGCUGGUUUGGAAGCGAACUGUCAGAACAGGCUGAAAGUGUUAGAGACGCGGCCUGUGGGUGCGACUGGGUGGGGAUCCCGUUCCAGCGCUGUCUGAUCUUCAUCAUCGCCUCAGCCAACAAGGAGUUUACACUCACAGCUGGCAAGUUUGUUCCAGUCUCCAACAAGACCAUGAUGAAUAUGAUGAAUCAGACACUGUCCUUCUUCAUGUUUCUUCUGCAGAUGAAGGACAAAAGUACAGACACCAGUCAGGGAGCAUGACAUUAGAGAUUCUUAACGUAAAGUAGAGCAGUAGUUAUUGUUGUAGUUCUGAUAACCAAUUCAAUAAAACUCAUGUGAUAUAAAUGAA
Zootermopsis nevadensis is the source of this 790-nucleotide messenger RNA. The record is from RefSeq and is a predicted model, not a curated record. Lineage: Eukaryota; Metazoa; Arthropoda; Insecta; Blattodea; Termopsidae.